Messenger RNA from Prunus avium (sweet cherry), 624 nucleotides. NCBI's taxonomy places the organism in Eukaryota, Viridiplantae, Streptophyta, Magnoliopsida, Rosales, Rosaceae. The record is from RefSeq and is a predicted model, not a curated record.
AUGGCAGACCUAAACUCAGUCAGAGUGGUUGAGGUUUCUCCACAGCCAAGCUCACCAGAAGAUCACUCAGCCACACCUGACGUCCUUCCUCUAACCUUGUUUGAUUUACUCUGGCUCAGAUUUGCACCCGUCCAACGCCUUUUCUUCUAUCAAAUCUCAAACUCCUUUGAAGCCACCACACUCGUUUCAAAACUCAAAGCCUCACUCUCCAUCGCCCUCCAACACUUCCGACCUCUAGCAGGAAACAUCACUUGGCCCCAACACUCCCCUAAACCAGUUCUCACUUAUGUCCAAGGGUACGCCGUUUCGCUCACCAUUGCCGAGUCUCAUGCUGAUUUCCACCAUCUUUCAAGUCAUAGCAUCUUUGUUGAGGCCAAAGAGUACCAUCCUCUCGUACCCCAAUUGCCAUCCUCUGGUUCACCAAGGUUUGGGAUUUAUGAUACAGAUUUUGGAUGGGGAAGGCCAAGCAAGGUGGAGGUGGUUUCGAUCGAAGAGACAGGAGCCAUGUCCCUGGCAGAGUCUAGGGAUGGUAUUGCUGGAGAUGUUGAGGUUGGUUUGGUUUUGGAAAAACAUCAUAUGCAAGCUUUUGCUUCUCUGUUUGCUAAAGGGCUUCAAGACCUUUGA